AUGGCUUCCAGAGAUCUCCCAAAAUCAUUCAACGACCUAGCUUUCGGCUGGAAGCGUAACUUCGACAAGGAAGUUACUAUCUUCAAGAAGCAAAGUCAACUCAUUGAAGAAGAUUACCAACCGGACCAGCAAGAGAAGGCUCGUAAGGUUCAAAUGAAGAACUUAUGGCCCGCAUUCAUUGCUGGUGCAGGUUUAUUCUCUGAUGGUUACAUCAAUAACUCUAUUGGUACCGUGUCAACUUGUUUGGGUAUUCUUUAUCCAAAAGCUUACAAGCAAAGUAAUGCCAUUUCUAAUGUUUCAUCGAUUGCCUUUGCUGGUACAGUUUUGGGGCAAUUAGUCUUCGGAUACAUUUCUGACAGAGUCGCAAGAAAGGGUGGUAUGAUGUCUGCAACCAUCAUGAUGAUUUUCUUCACUAUUCUUACUGCUGCUGCUACCUGGGGUGCUCAUGGAAGUCCCCAAGGUUUGUUUUCUGCUUUGGUUACAUUCAGAUUUUUCUUGGGUAUCAGUAUCGGUGCUGAGUACCCAACUGCUUCUGUUAUCGCUUCAGAGUUUGCUAACCAAUUACCAGCUGGUCACAGAAACCGUUACUUCGCUUGGUUUACUAACUCCAUGAUCGAUCUUGGUUUUAUCAUUAGUGCAUUCGUUCCAUUAGUUUUACUUUGGAUUUUCAGCGAACGUCAUUUGACCGCAGUUUGGAGAUUAACACUCGCAUUGGGUGCCAUUCCUCCUAUUUCUCUUUUCUUCAUGAGAAUGAAGAUGGGUGACUCUACCUCGUUCAACAAGUCCCACAUGAAAAACGUUAAGAAAUUUCCAUUAUGGUUAGUCGUGAAAUUUUACUGGUUCAGAUUAACUAUCAUUUCAUUGAUUUGGUUCAUUUAUGAUUUCUCAGCUUACUCUUUCGGUAUCUACUCCAGUUACAUCAUUUCUCAAGUUAUUCCAGAUGGUGAUCUUUAUAAGACUUUCGGGUGGAAUGUUGUUUUCAACGUUUUCUAUAUUCCAGGUACAUUUUUGGGUGCCAUUGCUGCUGAUUACUUUGGUCCACGUUUCACUCUUGCUGCUGGUGUUACCAUUCAAGCUGUUGUUGGUUUCAUUAUGGCUGCCCUUUACCCAACCUUGAAGCACCAUAUUGGUGCCUUCGUUGUUGUUUACGGUAUUUUCACUACUUUGGGUGAAUUUGGACCAGGUAACAACAUUGGUUUGUUAGCUUCUAAGACUAGUGCCACUGCUAUCAGAGGUCAAUACUAUGGUAUUGCUGCUGCUGUUGGUAAGAUCGGUGCUUUUGUUGGUACCUGGGUCUUCCCAGUUAUCAUCAAGAACACUUCAAAGGCAGGAACUGACAGAGGUAACCAAAUGCCAUUUUACAUCUCUUCCGCAUUGUGUGUCUUCUCCGGAAUUUUAGCUCUUUUCUUCUGCCCAUCUGUUGGCCAAGAUGCCAUCAACAAAGAAGAUGAAGACUUCAUUGUUUACUUGGAAAGCAAUGGAUUCGAUAUUUCGCAAAUGGGUGAA
Molecule: messenger RNA, 1506 nt
Organism: Suhomyces tanzawaensis NRRL Y-17324
Lineage: Eukaryota; Fungi; Ascomycota; Pichiomycetes; Serinales; Debaryomycetaceae
Gene: GIT2
Product: Git2p
Exons: 1
Biological process (GO): carboxylic acid transport; transmembrane transport
Cellular component (GO): plasma membrane
Molecular function (GO): carboxylic acid transmembrane transporter activity
Source: RefSeq, a predicted model, not a curated record